AUGUCGGGUGUCGAGCAGCCACUGCUGUCCGUGGCCUCAGGUAGCAGCUCUGCGUCGCGCCAGACGCGCCAGACCGACCGCACUCGUUUCUUGGACCGCCAGGGUCGCUUCAACCAGUCACAUGGUCGUUUUAACGUCUACCGAAAAGGGGGCCAUUGGCGCAGAAUCUACUGGGACGAUCCGUUCCACACUGUUAUCAAUACGCGCACGUCGAGGAUCAUCGUGGGCGUCCUUGGAAUAUAUUUUAUCAUCAUCUUUCUCUUCGCACUAGCAUAUCUGGACGUCUCAAUGCGAUACCCAAUAUGCCAUGUGGGGCUGUCGAGUAUUAUGGACGCUUACGUGUUCUCGCUCGAAACAAUUAUGACCAUUGGCUACGGUGCACCAACCAACGACAUAUUCUACGGAGGAUGCUCGUCGAUCGCUACAUUGCUGACACUUGAGUCGUUUGCCGGUAUUAUUCUGGAUUCCAUCUGUAUUGGCAUUUUCUACGCGCGAUUUGCGCGUGCCAAUCAACGGGCGAACACUAUCAUGUUUUCGACUUCAGCAGUGAUUCGCAAGAUCCGCGGACACUACUAUUUCAUGUUUCAGACCUGCGAGCGACGAAAGCAUCAGCUUGUGGAGGCGCACGUGCGUCUGUAUGCUGUACGACAUGAGGUGGAAGACGAGAUGAACGGGCCGAGCGACUUUCUGUUCCAGUGCCACCAGAUGCGGGUUCAGCAGCCUGACGACGAUUGCGGCGCGAUGUUACUCAUGGUGCUACCUCAAGUUGUUGUGCAUCGUAUUGACCAGUGGAGCCCGCUUUUCCCGCCAGAAUGUCUGCCAUCUGACGGUGGAGACCCGAAAACCUGUGCGAGGUACCCGGAUCCGACACAACGGCAGGUGGAUAUUGAUAACGGAAACCGUGAAGGUGGCUUACCUGGCGAAGCAAAGUUAUACAAAGCGCCUACCAAAUUGCAGAUCAUGAACCAUCUCUGCAAAAGCAAGCUUGAGGUUGUCGUGAUUUUGGAAGGAAUCGACAGCUCGACUUCCAAUACAAUGCAGGCGCGCUACUCGUACGUGGACGACGAUAUUGCGUGGGAUGCUACUUUUGAACGGUGUGUAGUCACGACCUCAAGAGGCCUAUGUGUCGACUUUGAUCGCUUUCAUCUGUUGAAACCUGCACCGCUGGACACACAACGUUGCGUCAUGACGUCCCAGUUUUGA
Hyaloperonospora brassicae is the source of this 1203-nucleotide messenger RNA. The record is from the annotation of a GenBank genome assembly. NCBI's taxonomy places the organism in Eukaryota, Oomycota, Peronosporomycetes, Peronosporales, Peronosporaceae.